CGCCUCACUGCGCGGAUGGCUCUGCGCCACUUGUGUUAAUUCAUGGGGUGCACAACCGCGCGAGAGGAGUUCGGCCGGUCAUUCACGCUUGUGUAUUUGAAUGGAAGCAGGCAACCUUUGGGGGUUUGGGCCCCGCAACACUGAUGUCCUCUUCCCGUGGACCCAUCCCUUCACAUAUUCCCAGGCUCUCUUGGGGAGGAGUAUGGGAGAGAAGGAUUGAACGAGAAGUAUGAAUAGAGCUGUUGUGAGCAGGCAUGUUUGAGAACAGCAAAUGUUUUGAAUAUGUGCCUUUGAGGUAGGUAAGGAAAAACUCAGAAGAAGCGGUGAUCCUUGGGAAGGGAGGAGGAUGGGAACUGCUCAGGCUCUCAGCUCACAUUCAUUCCUUUCUCUGAGAGCACUUGAGUGUUUUUGUCCCGAGUGCAGCUCAUACAAAAAUGAGUGAGGCUCAGGAAAUGAAGGUGUCCCUGGUAGUGGGCACCUUCACGUUGAGUGGGAGCUAUCGAGUCAGCAAGGAGACUAGCAAGCAUGAUUACUCAGACAAGAAUACAACUCCAAAAUGGAGGUCACAACACCUGCCUGGAGGCCAGGUAGAGAUUAUGACAGAGAGAAAGUAAGGCUUCAGAUCGGAGCAGAGAUUCAAACUAGCCGUGAGCUGCUGUCAGAAUUUUAUUGGGCAGCGGUUUCAUCUUGUAUGUUCAUAGGCAAACUCAGCCUGUGAGUGUCUUCUGAAUGUUUGUGAAAGCAGUAAAUGAAGGGCAAAUGGUUAUCGGGGCCUAGACAGUUGUAAAUACCCGAGUUUAGUUUUUUGAAGGAACUGGUAGGUUGCCUUCCAUAGCUGCACAAGUGUUGAAUGCUUAAGUCUUAAUAGCUGCAGCUCUCUGCUCAUGUAGAGACAAGAUUGUACUUCACUUGUCAGGAGGGAUUAGGUUCCACCAAAUAAAAGAGCAGUAGCUUGCUCUCAGGGGCAGUGUGUUGGCACUGGUUCUCAGAAGGGUUGUUCUCAGCAGCAGAGGGCUGGGUGCCAGCUGGCAAGGCCAGACAGGGAAUGCCUAAAGUCCAAAGAACAUGCUGCUGGCUGUGCAACUUUCCAGAAGACCGAAGCAGGCUGGGUUGUUUGUUUGGUUUUCAAUGUGAAGUACCUUAAUGAAAAACAGGUUUUGACUUAGCAAAAUCUAGAGCCGUUUUUUGAAAAUGUUCUUAGAGAAAGCUUAGCAUUAUCCCCAUAUUUUUAUCAAGGGCCUAGAAGGGAAUUUCUCAUGUGCCUCUGAAUUGUUUCAAUACAUACACAUUUAGUACAUGGAUAGUCCCUGCCCUCCAGUUUACUCCACCUGGAGUCAACGGUGGUAUCUGAUCAACAGAUACCAGGAAGGAAAAGAAUGAAACCAGGUUAAGAGACACUGGAACUGCCACUUUAUAUUGUAGUCAGAGAAAAGCUCAUUACUGUGAUAGUUCAGUUUCUGAAGUGAGUCUCCAGUAUCCAGAAUAACAGGCAGAAGAAGGAGUUUGUGUAAACACAGCCAAGGGAGGAACUUGCUUGAAAUAUAGGCUACUGUGGCUCAAGAUACAUCAGAGGGAUGUUAAAUGUCAGAGGGCAGGGAGUGUCAUUCAAAUCCCUUAGGGCCUUGCUGGUCAUUAUACAUGCUGGCUUUCACUGCUCCAGACACCCCAGCAGAAUUCUGAGCCAAGGGAAAAAUAUGAUUUUAAUAUCCUAUGAAGUACACCAAUCUUUAGCAAGAUCACUUUGAGUCCUGAGUAAAAAUUGGAUUGUGGGCCUCCCUGGUGGUACAAGGGGUUGUAGUGGCUCUAUAAAGCUAUCCGCAGCCACUGCAGCAUAAGUUCAAUCCCUGGCCAGGGAGGUGACCCAUGUGGCUUAGCAGACCUCUUCUUUCUCGCCUGCUCCUCCCCUCAGCAGUGUAUUUCAGAUCUGCCUGUUCUGUUCCCACUCUGUCUCUGGUGAAUCCUCUCACCCCACACACCUCUGGUCUGUACCCCAGUUCUUGUAUGCAUCGACAGAUCAAUCUUUAAAAAAAAAAAAAAAAGCUUCAAAAUAAAAAAAUAAGAUUGUAAGGGAACACAACACAGGUAGAGGUGGGAAGACAGAUCUGGAUGUGAUUGCAAUGAUCCAGAUAAUAGAUUUUAGGGUUACAAUGUGGGGUUGUGAUAUCAGAGGAAGUAUAAAGGGGACAUUUAAUUUUGCUGAGGGGUUGAUUGUGGGGUGUAAGGUAUGCAAACCUAGAAAGGAGCUUUCUAAAGCCCUGCUGGAAAUGCAGACCUGUGGCCUCCGGCAUCACCUUGGUUCUUAGAUAUGGUUCCUAUAUACUUUCAGGAAUCUUUCUCCUUUUCCUAGUUUUCUUCCCUUCAAGAAGCGUAACACGUUAUCUUGGCCCACUAGGUAAGUUCCCUGACAACAGGAAUUAUUCUCUAGUACAUGGCCAGCCUGCACAAAGCAGAAUCCUUACAUGAACAGAUGAAUCCCAUUAAAACAAAUACCAACAUGGAUGUCCUAACAAAAAAAUGGGUUUUCUUUCCAAAGUACAAAUUCUUCCACUAACCUCACGUAAUGUAUACACUUGAGUAUAUAACCACGCAAAACUGACAGUCAUUUCAAACGAGUUGGUUUAAUUCCAGGUAGUACAGAAUUCAAGAUAGAACAAAGAUGAAGAUGAGCACACUUUGGCAGGAUUCUACACUGGGUUUUCUCUGACCUCACAGGUAAGGUAGAAAUGGCUAAGUGAGAAGAACUAAAGAUGAGCCAGUGUAUGACUUCUUAUUUUAUUAUUAUUUUUUUUUUUUACAAAAGUUUAUUCUUAAAUGUACAACAGGCUCCAAGACACUUCAUUCUAGCUAUUGGCGUCGAAAGAUACUAUGGCAGAGAAUCCACAUGUUGAAAUACGAAUGGAAUUAAGGACCACCAUUGCCUCAGGCACAAGGAACAUCUUACUUUUUGCCAGAUUUCUUAAUUCCACCUGUGGCUGCAAAAGGAGAAAAAAAAGUCUUCAGUCAGAAAAAAGUAGUUUUUUUUGGUGGAAGUCCCAGGAGGCUGACAAGGAUCCUAAUUUCCUGAUGACAGGGAGCAGCCCCGUGUUUGCCAUGCAGCACGUUGUAGGUGUGCCCCCUGUGAUGGUACGGAGAGGCCUCCUUAGAAGUGACUUAUGUAUGAGCAGGACUUUCUGCAGCCCAGGCCCCAGCCAGCCCAAAGAGAAAAGACCUGAGGAGAUGGCCUUGGGGCUAUACAACCGCCUCACGGUGCUGGGAAGAGCCCUGGGACACAGCAUUCAGCAACGAGUCUCUUCCACAGCCAAGACAUGGUGGGACAGAUAUGAAGAGUUUGUUGGACUCAGUGAGGUUCGAGAGGCCCAGGGAAAUGUGACUGAGGCAGAGAAAGUGUUCAUGGUGGCUCGAGGGCUUGUCCGAGAGGCUCGGGAACACUUGGAGGUACAGCAGGCCAAGCUGAAGGAGGUGAGGGACCGCUUGGACCGCAUCUCCAGGGAGGAUAACCAGUACUUGGAACUAGCCACUCUGGAACACAGGAUGCUGCAGGAGGAGAAGAGGCUUCGCACAGCCUAUAUGCAUGCUGAAGACUCUGAGCGAGAGAAGUUCUCCCUCUUUUCUGCAGCUGUGCGGGAAAGUCAUGAGAAGGAGCGAACCCGAGCAGAAAGGACCAAGAACUGGUCCCUCAUUGGAUCUGUCCUGGGGGCCCUGAUUGGUGUGGCAGGCUCUACCUAUGUGAACCGUGUGCGGCUGCAGGAGCUAAAGGCCUUACUCCUGGAGGCACAGAAGGGGCCUGUGAGUCUCCAGGAGGCCAUCCGAGAACAGGCAUCCAGCUACUCCCUCCAGCAGAGGAACCUCCAGGACCUUAUGGCAGAUUUAAGGGGCCUGAUACAAACUGGGCCAGGGCAGAGCUCUGGAUCCCAGGCAGGUACUUCCCCCACCCGAGACAGAGACACAGCUAUCCUUUCAGCUGCUUUGAAAGAGCAACUCAGCCAUUCCAGGCAGGUCCAUUCAUGUCUAGAGGGUUUACAAGAGCAGCUUGAUGGCCUGGAAAAGACUUUCAGCCAAAUGGCUGGGGUGGUUCAGCUUGCAAAGGCUACAGCACACCCAGGCCUGGUAGAGCCCACAGAGGGGGCCCUACCCAGCUCCUUACUGGAGCACAGAAGUUUGGUCUUGGCGCUAUCAGACACAGAGCAGAGGCUCGAAGCCCAGGUCAACAGGAACACCAUCUACAGCACCCUGGUCACCUGUGUGACAUUUCUAGCCACGCUACCAGUGCUCUACAUGCUGUUCAGGGCUAGUUAACUCCCGGACCCUUCUCCAGAGGUCUGUCUGAAAGGAUAGGUGUGGAUGUGGAUUUAAUAAGAGAAUCCCAGCAGUGAAGUGAGCCUUUGGAGGUAGAGUCUGAGCACCAUCUGUGUGGCUCACCAGCUGAUGCACUUUACUUUUUAGGCAACACUUACUUACAUGAAUUAUCAAAACUUUGUGCUAAUAUCCAAUUAAAAUGUCGUUGAGUUUGUACUAUUUAAAA
Talpa occidentalis (Iberian mole) is the source of this 4522-nucleotide messenger RNA. RefSeq names its product coiled-coil domain containing 51 (gene CCDC51). The coding region runs from base 2866 to 4296 and encodes 476 amino acids. The record is from RefSeq and is a predicted model, not a curated record. The transcript is spliced from 4 exons. NCBI's taxonomy places the organism in Eukaryota, Metazoa, Chordata, Mammalia, Eulipotyphla, Talpidae.